GAAGCAACCAAAUCGCAUCGAACACCCGAUAAAUCGGUUAGACAAUGCAAACUCCAUUGAAAACACCCACAUGCCAUAAAAAUAUACACCAUACGCGGCUGCUCGUGCACAUAUAUCCAGUCACUUCAUAAGGCCAGCCAACUACCCACCUAAAGUAAACCGAAACUAAGGCCAGAACUAAAACUAAAACGAAAACUAAGCCCGAAACUAAAUCCUAACCGAACUAAGCAAACGAACUAAACUAAAAUUGAAGCCGAAGGCAGUUACAACUUUUACUAUUAGCAAAGUUAGACCAAAGACAGGGCAGGCCGAGCAAAAUGAACGACAGUCGACGCAACACGGCCACGGAAUUCAGCUACAUCCUGCAGCGCCAGGGCAGCGAUGUGUCGGUUGCCGAGGCUUAUGCAUUCGAUGACUUCAAUAACAUAAUGAAGAACAACCAUCAGACACAUCAGCAACAGGGCCAGCCGCAACAGCAACAUCAGGGGCAGCAGCAGCAACAUCAGCAGCAGCAGCAGCAGCAGCAUCGGCAACCUUCGCAGCAGCAGCAGCAGCAGCAACAACCACAGCAGGAUGCCGGACUGGGGGACACGUUGUCCUCGCUGCCACAGGCCUCGUUCAACUACAUCAACUCCAUCGUGGGCAGCGGCGUCAUCGGCAUACCCUACGCCCUGCACCGCGCCGGCUUCGGCCUGGGGCUGGCCCUCCUCAUCCUGGUGGCCUACAUCACCGACUACUCACUCAUCCUGAUGGUCAGAUGCGGCCACAUCUGCGGUCGGUUCAGCUAUCCGGGCAUCAUGGAGGCGGCCUACGGCAAGUACGGCUACUACCUGCUCUCGCUCCUGCAGUUCAUGUAUCCCUUCCUGGCCAUGAUAUCCUACAACGUGGUGGUGGGCGAUACGCUGUCGAAAGUGCUGGUCCGCUUCUUCCCCUCCUGGGGCGGUUCCAUGGGCGCCGUGCGGCUGGGCGUGGUCUUCUUCGUCAACGUGGGCGUGGUGAUGCCCCUCUGCCUCUACAAGAACGUCUCCCGGCUGGCCCGCGCCAGCUUCAUUAGCCUGGCCUGCGUGGUCUUCAUCCUGUUUGCGGUCAUCAUCAAGCUCAUGUCCGGCGACUAUAAAGUGACGGACACGGCGGAGUCGUGGCGGUUUGCCAACUCGGAUCUUAUCCCGGCCACGGGCAUUAUGGUGUUUGCUUUCAUGUGUCAUCACAACACCUUCCUCGUUUAUCAAUCGAUGCGCGACGCGACCAUGGAGCGCUGGGAGAAGGUCACCCACAUUUCGAUUGGAUUCGCCUGGACGGUGGCGGCCCUGUUCGGCAUCGCCGGCUACUCCACCUUCCGCGCCCUGUCCCAAGGUGAUCUCCUGGAGAACUAUUGCUGGGAUGACGACCUGAUGAACUUCUCGCGUGUGCUCUUCUCCAUAUCGAUACUGCUGACCUUCCCCAUCGAGUGCUUCGUUUCCCGCGAGAUUGUGCGCGCCCUCGUCCACCGCUUCGUGCUGAAGGAGCCCAUCAGCGAGUUCACCCAGGACAAGGACCCCAGCCUGGAGAAGGGGGCCAUUAUCGACGAGUACUCGAAAGCCAUUACCAUGGCCAUCGUGUUCAGCGCCUUCGUCAUCUCGCCCAUGACCGACUGCCUCGGUUCGGUGCUGGAGCUGAAUGGUCUCCUGGCGGCCAUACCCUUGGCCUACAUCCUGCCCGGCCUGGCCUACAUCCAGAUGGAGCCGCACGCCCUGCUCAGCCGCGAGAAGCUGCCCGCCCUGGGCCUGGUGGUCUUCGGAGCCCUGGUCACCAUCCUGGGGGCGGCGGUCCUGCUGCCGGGACUGAUGGGCGGCGACUGCCGGUCGGACAUUGUGAUGGGCUACUGCCGGCAGGAGUUCCGGAACUCCACCGCCGAGAACUAAGUGGGCCACAGUUGGGGGACACUGGUUGGGAUCGUACUUUGUUUUCCAUUCUCUCACUUUGGUUCGAGACCCCUGAGUUGACCCUGAGUUGACACAGCUGCACCUUGUCGCAUCGAAAGAAAAACUUGUACCUGAGUCCCAGACGUUCAAAGUAUCUGCGUAAGUAAGUAGUAGGCACGGCGUUGCAUUGGCUAGUGGAAGAGUGUGUGUGAUACGGGCGAACCUCAGUACAAAGGCCAGGCAAAUUCUCUGCGAUCGAACAAAACCCUUGCAUAUUUGCACCGGAUAGUUAUUUGUUGAUAGUAUACCUUUCGUUGGAUCCCCGUUGUUGAUGUCGAUAUUGUUGAAAGUAGUGAAAGUUCCUCGAUAUAUGUGUAUGAGAAAUCGAAGCGAAAUGAAGCCAGAGCGAAGGCGAAGGCGGAGGCGGAGGCGGAGGCGAACUAAACCAAACUAGAACUAGAUGUUAUCCGUAGCUUUAGCGUAGUCUGAAACUAUUUGGGCACCAAUAUACACAUGCAAUCCUUGACGACAACCGACUUAUUCCCGAGUUGAGAGGCAAAUCAAAAUCGAACAAGUAUUAUAGCUAUUUGUAACUAUGUAUAUGUGUAUCUAUGCCCCGACGUUACCGAAUCGUAUUCCCAAGUUUUAUAUAUAUAUGUAUAUGUAUACAAGGAGUAGUCAACUGCGCUUCGAACCGAACUAAGAUCAAAUUCUAUCCAUCAACACAUCGAUUUGAACAACAGUUUUGAGUUGUUACCAGCACUGAACUCUGUUUUGAAUUGCGUACGUAUAAUGUACACCGCACACGAUCGAAAUCUUAUAUAUAUGGUUACCACCCACACACGAUGGUAUAUUUUUGUACAACUCUUGAUUUAUACUGCACGAUAUUUUGUAAAUACAUGUGUAUGCAUUUUUGGAUGUGAUUAAAGUCUUUACACUCUAUACACACGA
Molecule: messenger RNA, 2852 nt
Organism: Drosophila biarmipes
Lineage: Eukaryota; Metazoa; Arthropoda; Insecta; Diptera; Drosophilidae
Product: putative sodium-coupled neutral amino acid transporter 11
Exons: 11
Coding region: 318-1901 (527 amino acids)
Biological process (GO): amino acid transmembrane transport
Molecular function (GO): amino acid transmembrane transporter activity
Source: RefSeq, a predicted model, not a curated record